GGAUUUCCCGUCCACCGCCCACUGCACUAUUCCCAGCCAUGGCGGCUUCCACUGGCCUCCACACGCUGGCUGUGGCGAGCGCCGUUCGACCACUGACGCUAGAGAAGGCAAAGCGCCUGGCCUUCAAGCUGGAGGUGCCACUCCCCGUCCUAGACAACAUCGAAGCCAGGUACAAAGGUGAAGAUAGGAAGUUCCACUUCAUUCAAGAGUGGCUGGACAGGGACGUCAGCGCAAGCUGGGAGAAACUCGUUUCUGGACUGGAAAAGAUCGACAUGACUGUUUUGGCUGCGGAAAUAAAAGCCAAUUUUGUUGAAGAGCCUCAGAUCACUGGUUCCUCAGCGUCUGGUGGUCAACUUCAACCUACCGCUAGUCCUUUCUCCACUCUUUCUUCUCUGGAGACAGUUGACAUGCCAAUAGAGUUAACACCCAAGUGUUUGUCUCCUGCUGUUUUCUCAACCGCCAACUCGUUCACUGCAUCUGCUCCAAGUAGUAGCACCACUUCUACUCGUGCUCCGACCACCACAGUCUUACUUCCACACCCUAGUGCCGAUGUAACAGACUCUGUCUCUCUCUCAACCGCCCACUCUUCCCUUACCACUCCUUCGUCCUCUACUGUUUCGACCAGCACAAUCCUCCCUCACACUCCUAUCACUACUCCCAUUUCUUCAACUGACACACGGACCAGAGAUCCUGCAAAUUAUUCCCAAACUUCAAGCAAUGCCCAACAGCCGCCGUCAUUUACUGCAACACCAGAGCCAGCUAUUGUCGCAGUUGCUCCAACCCCAGCACCGACUACCACUUCAGCCACACCCACCCAAUCGGAACCAGUGGACGAUGAGAGAGUGGCCCAGGUCAGAGCCAGCAUCGAGCGAUUCGAAGACGAAUUCUCAGAUCUCUUUGUCGACGCACAGUUAUCUUGGUCUGAGAGGGAGGCACGAGAGCGUUUGUUCACUAAACGAUUCCGUGCCCACCUCCUAGCACUCCCUGUCUCAAAGAAAGCCUCUCACAUCAAAUUCUUCCAACAGCACAGGAAGGAGAUCCGCCAAGCCAAAGACAUUGAUGUUUUGUGUGAUAUUCUCACUCAGUACAGCAACUACACCAACUACGAGAUUAUAUUCCAUCUCGUCAAAAAGUUCUGUAGAGAGGAGCUGAAAACCAGGAUGAUUUCCUACCGAGACUCUUUCACGGCAUUUGAGAUGGCCACAACGACCGACGUCUACCUCUGUGCCAUUUCGGCUCGCCCGGAGAGCGAGAUCAGGGCUGGGUUUGUCAAGAUGGCCAUGAAGAUCAACAAGCCAACGUCAGCCUGCACGCUACACGAGAUACGACAGUUGCGAGAAUCAAUCGCAGAAAACGCCUCUCUCCACUCCUACAGCAUGUAUAUCGAGAACCCCACUGGGGGAUCUGUGGUCGCAGCGUUCCGAGUUCCUUCCCACUGCAUUUGGUUCAUCGCCAGAGCCGUAACCCCAGAGCUAACACUGGAGCAGAGGCUGUCUGAUGUGACUAUAGCUGGUCGGGAUCUCACGCACUGGGAUUCAAACUUCUCCAGGUCCACGUGGACAGCAAGAGCUGCUCUCAUGAAGGAGUAUGUGACUGAUGGAGCUGAUGGCCAGUACCUACAAGGACGUGACUAUCACACCAGCAGUUUUCUCAGCGGCAGUGGUAGAGCUGAAUAUACCAGUGCCAGGGACCUCUCCACCGGCAAGAUGUUUGUGAUCAAAUCAACAACGUAUGACGAUGAAGAAAUGUUGGAGGGGCUUACAAAGGAGUCAGAUAUGCUUUCAAGGAUACCACCUCACGAGAACAUCGUCACGUUCAUUGGAUCCAUGCUGGAGGAGACAUUACUGGAGAACGACACAGUUUCGCAGAGAUGCAACCUCUUCGCGGAGCUAGCUGAACAUGGAAGCCUUGCCAACAUGAUAGAGGGUGCACAGGGAUGGAGAGAUGGGAAGUAGCGUAGGUGUGGACCAGAGUCUGUUUUACCUCCGCCAGAUCCUGCUGGGAGUCGCCCACCUUCGCUCACUCCACGUUCUUCAUCUCAACAUUAACAGUGAGAAUAUUCUCAUUCUAGAAGGUGGUAGGAGGCUCAAACUCACAAAUUUUGAGAAGGCCCUUUACUUUGAGGACGUCUCAAGACCUGGAAUGCUGCCGUUGACAGGAGUUGCUCCACACUUUGCUGCCCCCGAAGUCAUCAGAAGAGAAGAGCUGAGUUUCUACAGUGACGUGUGGAGCUCAGUUUGUGUCUUCAUUCACCUGGUCACAGGGAGUCUUCCAGGCCAUCGUGCUGGGCUCACUUCUAGAGACAGCAUGAGGGACAUGUUGAUGAAGUACAGAGAUGAAGACAUGGAGAAACUGGUGCCUCUCUCUGAGAUGGUGUUGGAUCGUGAGCUGGUCAGUAUCUUCAGAGACACUCUGCGUGAUGGUUCUCGACCCAGUGCUCUUACCCUCCUAAAAUAUCCUGCUCUCAAAAAUGCUGACAUGUAUGAGCACAACUUUCCGGCACUACGACAGAGAGAGGGGAGUGAGGCUCCUCUUCCCCUUGGCUCAGAACUGCACAUCGCAGGACCCAGUGCCACACCAGUUAGCAAGCCCCCAACAACGGACGAGGAGGAGAAGGUGGUACAUAAAGGUGGACAGAAGCGUCCAAGCAAGUUUGACCCAGUUCGCAGAAGACGAACACAGUCUUCGAGAUACAUUCUCCAAAGUUCAGAAGGUGUUGAGCCUCUAAAACCGAAAAUGGAAGGACCAACACGAGAACCUACUACAAUCCACCACAUGCCUCGUGAAAUGAUCGUGGCUAAGGGCGUCAGUCAAAAAACAAGUCGGUCAGACACCAUCUCACAGCAGCUUCUAUGAGCUUCGGGUCGUCUGGCUCGCCAUAUGGCUCGCAUUGGCUACCGGGGUGGCGAGUCAGCCAUUCGCAGUCCAGAAAAGCAUCCGCCAGAGAUGAGAGAACUAUUGCACCACAUCAGCUCUCGUCCUACUACUGCGCUUAUAGGUACAGCACAAUCACGCAAAACGUAAUCAGCCAUAGGGGGAAGUGGCUCACAGAUUUGGAGGGAGAACAUGUUUGCAGAUUCAGAGGACAGUGCAUCACACGAUUAUCGCGCACAUGGCCAUUUUCAUGCUCCAACCCUAGCCACGUCCGCGGACUGUCAUUUAGAGAAGGCGUUGGUAAGAGAACGUCAACGUCUAAUCGACUCCCUUAUCCAGCGUGAAGUCAGUUCAGCGAUGUGCAUCACCUACCGCAUCCUCUCAGCAGUGAGAUAUGAAUCUACACGUUGGCUAGUACUUAUGAUCAUGUGCCCAGUGGUCCUUGGCGUCGUCCUCGCCAUCGAAGUGUCCCCUGCUCCACUAGGAGUCAAGCAUCAUGCUCCUGGAGAGAGUAGCAUGAACUGGUUCGAUUAGUAGGGAUGCAACGGGUGCAAUUUCAUUGGUUGCAGAUCUGAAGAGUAGCGGAAACUGCAACCUGGUCUCAAAAAUGGGCUGUUCAGCAGCUGCUUUGAGUUACAGUGGAGAGUCCACCUACGAAGGGCCGUAGGAAACUCUGUGUAGGGCUUCACACAUUGGGUGGUGACGGAGCCACUUUUAUAAUCGUCAUACCACAUGAUGUGGAGUAUAGUUAUGCUAUACAUACAGCACACGUCUUCAAAUACAGCACUUAUCAUUUAGUAUGUAAUUCAUAUGCUAUGAAAAUGAUGCAGUAUAAUAUAUUACACAUACACAUAGAUUCUUAAAAAGGUUUGUGGAGAGGUGAAAAAUCACAUGUCAGUUGAAGAGAAAGAGUCUUUGGUGCUGCUGCGUUCCCUGGUUUCCAGUGGUGCAGGGCGUGGCCUUCCUGUGGCAGGGCAGAUCUCCGGGCGUGGCAUUGCUGCCACGAACGGGGCGGUGCGUCUCUUGAAAGGUCGUCGUGAGAGUGAACCCUCCAUCGCCAAUAAUCUGACCUUUGUCGUGAAAGUGGUGCAUCUCAUCUUGUCCUCCUUGUAGUGCGUCCCUGUCUCUGUGUCCGCGGAGACUCUCCUGGUUGUGGGUCGUAUGGAACACUCAGGCAGCACUUCAUCGUAGCCCUGGGCCUUUCUCAUCUGUUUGAGCUCCUCCUCUGUCUUCACAAUAUCUCCACACAUCGCGUGAUCAUGCAUCCAUCAUUGGAGCCUGCGUGUAUGGAGCAUCAGUAGGCAUAUACAUGGUAUGCUCUCAUAGUAGUUCAUUGGUGAAAAAACUGGUACUUGUAGUCUGUGUCACCUGUCGUGAGAAGACCUGAACCCUCUUGGUGACCUUCUCCUCCCGGUCCUCCAGCUCCAGCACCGAGUCAAACUCCAGCCACAGAGAGCUGUAGAAGUCCUCUCCGUCCUCCGGUGCCUCCUCAAACUCCCAGGACAGCUGGUCGUAUGUCAGGUACA
Molecule: messenger RNA, 4400 nt
Organism: Geodia barretti
Lineage: Eukaryota; Metazoa; Porifera; Demospongiae; Tetractinellida; Geodiidae
Source: the annotation of a GenBank genome assembly